Messenger RNA from Oncorhynchus kisutch (coho salmon), 3514 nucleotides. Its product is annotated as zinc finger protein 2 homolog. The record is from RefSeq and is a predicted model, not a curated record. Gene Ontology annotation, biological process: regulation of cytokine production; regulation of immune system process; negative regulation of transcription by RNA polymerase II. Gene Ontology annotation, molecular function: RNA polymerase II cis-regulatory region sequence-specific DNA binding; DNA-binding transcription repressor activity, RNA polymerase II-specific. Lineage: Eukaryota; Metazoa; Chordata; Actinopteri; Salmoniformes; Salmonidae. Gene Ontology annotation, cellular component: nucleoplasm. The transcript has 2 exons. The coding region runs from base 254 to 1903 and encodes 549 amino acids.
GACGUAUAAUCUAGUGGACGGAACUCUUCUUUCACCAGCAACAGUAAGUUAUCCACCUCGGUAGCUUGCUAGACAAAAAAAGCUGAACCAAUAAAGCUCUUCAGACGCUUUCGUGUUUAUUAGCCACUGUAUUUUAAAGACACUUAUUUUGUCUAGUUAGUUAUCCGAUUUAAUUUAAUAUUUACGGCGUUGUUGUUAUUAGUCAGCUAGCAGUCUGGUUAAGUUAGCAUUAGCAUAGCUAACAUCCGCGACCAUGCGGUCACUAAGCUACUCUCCUUCUGCUAAAGAAGAGGUGUAUAUCACAGUAAAACAAGAAGUAGAGGCCGUUACUGUGAAAGAAGAGGAAGACGCGUUCAGAGUGAAAGAGGAGGAGGAUGUUACAGUAAAACGAGAGGAGGAUGCAGUUUAUAGAGUGAAAGAGGAGGAGAGAGAGAUGACUGUUACAUCGAAAAAGGAGGAAGAAGAGGAACCUGGAUAUCUGGGCCCGGUUUUCCGAAUGCAUCUUAAGGCAUCCAAUGGUUCUAAUGAUGAAUUUAGCCAAAAUGUGAUUUUGAGAAACCGUUCCCUGACUAAAACUAGAGAGAGACGUGACUAUCGUGGAUCCUCUGGGGAGCCUCAACAACCUCAUGAUGCUGAGGAGACAGAGAAGAGUCUCUCCAGAUCAGAACACCUCAAUAAACACCCGCAGAGACCCACAGGGAAGAAAUCUCACUGCUGCUCUGACUCUGGGAAGAGAUUCACAUCAUCAGGCAUUAAAAUUCAUCAGAGAACACACACAGGAGAGAAAUCUUAUAGCUGUGGUCAAUGUGGGAAGAGAUUUGCUACAUCUGGCCACCUGACUCAACACCAGAGAACACACACAGGAGAGAAACCUUAUAGCUGUGAUCAAUGUUGGAGGAGUUUUACAACAUUAAUCUCUCUGAAAGUACACCAGAGAACACACACAAGAAAGAAACGUUAUAGCUGUGAUCAAUGUGGGAAGAGAUUUUGUACAACUGGCCACCUGACUCAACACCAGAGAACACACACAGGAGAGAAACCUUAUAGCUGUGAUCAAUGUGGGAGGAGAUUUGCUACAUAUGGCAACCUGACUCGACACCAGAAAACACACACAGGAGAGAAAUCUUAUAGCUGUGGACAAUGUGGGAGGAGAUUUGCUACAUCUGGCAACCUGACUCGACACCAGAAAACACACACAGGAGAGAAACCUUAUAGCUGUGGUCAAUGUGGGAGGAGUUUUAGUCGAUCUGGAGAUCUGACAGUGCACAAGAGAACACACACAGGAGAGAAACCUUAUAGCUGUGGUCAAUGUGGGAAGAGAUUUGCUUCAUCUGGCUCUCUGACUCUACACCAGAGAACACACACAGGAGAGAAACCUUAUAGCUGUGGUCAAUGUGGGAAGAGAUUUGCUUCAUCUGGCUCUCUGACUCUACACCAGAGAACACACACAGGAGAGAAACCUUAUAGCUGUGGUCAAUGUGGGAGGAGUUUUAGUCGAUCUGGAGAUCUGACAGUGCACAAGAGAACACACACAGGAGAGAAACCUUAUAGCUGUGGUCAAUGUGGGAAGAGAUUUGCUUCAUCUGGCUCUCUGACUCUACACCAGAGAACACACACAGGAGAGAAAUCUUAUUGCUGUGAUCAAUGUGGGAAGAAUUUUUGUCGAUCUGGAGAUCUGACAGUGCACAAGAGAAUACACACAGGAGAGAAACCUUAUAGCUGUGAUCAGUGUGGGAAUAGAUUUACUCAGUCACACAGCCUGAUACACCACCAGAGAAUACACACAGGAGAGAAACCUUAUAGCUGUGGUCAAUGUGGGAAGAGAUUUGCUUCAUCUGGCUCUCUGACUCUACACCAGAAAACACACACAGGAGAGAAAUCUUAUAGCUGUGACGAGAGAUAAUCUGAUAAAAGAUCUCUGAUCAAAUAUUAGAAAAUACAUACAUGAAGGAGUUGUUUCAUGAUUUCAAUGAAUUAAUGUCACAAUGUAGAAUUUUUUAACAUUGUAGUAGGUGUAUUGUAAUGAUUUCACAAUGUAGAAGCCUAAACGUGUGCCCACUUAUGAAUUGAUUUCAACAUGUUAUGGAUAUUAGCCUAAAGGGGAAAAAUCCAGGCUCUGAAAUGGAAGAGUACUAUCUAUGUAAUUUUACAAAAAUUUACAAACAAAAAAAGAGUUUGGAUCAAAUCAAAUUUAUUUAUAAAGCCCUUCUUAUAUCAGCAGAUAUCUCAAAGUGCUGUACAGAAACCCAGCCUAAAACCCCAAACAGCAAGCAAUGCAGGUGUAGAAGCACGGUGGCUAGUAAAAACUCCCUAGAAAAGCCAAAAUCUAGGAAAAACCUCUAGAGAGGAACCAGGCUAUGAGGGGUGGCCAGCCCUCUUCUGGCUGUGCCGGGUGGAGAUUAUAACAGAACAUGGCCAAGAUGUUCAAAUGUUCAUAAAUGACCAGCAUUGUCAAAUAAUAAUAAUCACAGUAGUUGUCGAGGGUGCAACAGAUCAACACCUCAGGAGUAAAUGUUUAAACUGGAGCAGCAGCACGGCCAGGUGGACUGGGGACAGCAAGGAGUCAUCAUGCCAGGUUGUCCUGAGGCCUGGUCCUAUCUCGUUAGCACAAAGGACGCACUGAUUGGUGUCACCUCGUUAGUCAGUAUGUGUUCCACCUGUGCUGGCUUGUCCAUCUCAUUGGUGAGAAGGUUUUUCACCUGAGCUGGUCCAGGUUCUAUUUAAGAGUGUCUGGUCCAGUGCUCCAGUUGUCUUGAUAGAUGUGACAAAUCAACACCUUUAGUUGCACUACUGUUUUGGUUUGCUUCCUGUUUUUAAGUUUGUUGUGGGUUUUUCUUUUGUUUGCCUCUUCUUGGGCAGAUUUAGUGGGUCUCAUGGUGGGUGUCUUUUAGGUCCCAGUUGUUGUUACUAGUCAACUUUCAGUGGACACUGUUAGAGCAAAACUGCAAGAUUAUGUUAUUGUACUUUUAUUGUAUCAAAUGGUUGUUUUAUGCAACAGAAUAGAGGGUUCUUAGAACUAUUGUGUCUGUGUUCCUCUGACGAUGGGCCUCUGGGAGAAAACACUGACAGGAGAUUUACAAUGUCUUUUGGCUGAUAAAACCUAAAAAGACAGUAUUCCAGAUUAUGAGUUAAUGUUUCUGUUCUAUAUGGUACCAGGGAGAGAUGACCCCAGGGCCAGACCCUGGUUUCUACACAGAGUACUGUUUUUACAGCAGAUACUGUCUGCUGAGAAUUAUAAGUAUCUUUCAUACAAAUCUGAACCUUGUGACCCGUUCUAUACAUCUGUUGUUGGUCAUGUAGGUUGAAAGGGGUGUAUCUUAGCUAUAAAAGACCUUUGUACUUUUGUCUCGUGGCUCUCAACGAAUCAUCUGGGGGUGAUUUGUUGACCAGCCAAUAUUAUCGUAGAGCACUCAAUUGAUUCACUUUAUAUGUGUGUGUGUUGUAUUGACCUGCUCCCUUAUUAAUAAGUGAAUAAAGAUUUAGUUUAAGAAUAAAUCUGACUUGUGUGAUAAGU